AUGUUGGCUCGUUGUUCUGCAAAAAGAUUAACACCUUAUAGGUUCUUGCUCCUUAAAACUUCGACAAAAUUGCAUAGCAUUAGAUUUGCCACCUCCCUGAGGAAAACGCCGACAUCUUUGGAUGAUAUUUAUAGCAAGUUAAGGGAACCGGUAUCGACAGAUAAAUAUGUUGGUGAUUCAUUUCGGCUUUCAUCUUCCGUGGAUAAUGUUUUGACGCCAGUUAACAUUACUGCAGUCCAGAGAUGGAGUUUAUUUACAGCAUGCUUAAAAUCCAGAGAUUACGAAAGAGCCGAUCUGAUUCUUCAAAACCUUUCCACACAAAGUAGUGUGAAUAAUCCAUACUAUCAAGAUGGCAUUUGUGAGUUUUUGGCUUGUUGGGGACAAGAGGAAAAUAUCACAAUAGGUGCUGUCAGAAGUUGGCUCAAUCGUAUGUCUUCUGUUAACGAGUCUUUUCAGAAAGACCCCAGAGUUUACGCAUGGAUGAUUAGAAUUUUGUUUCAGAAGGGAGAAGAUGCCGAGACAGCUAUGAAGGAACUUGCAUACUAUAAAUUAGCUGCAUAUGGGAACAAGAAUUCGGACGUUUUGAGGUAUAUUAACAUUGUGGGCGUUUUUAAUGUUAAAAAAUUGGUCACGUAUGACCCAAACUUAAGAGAAUCCAUUCCUGAUGACUACAAGGAUCUUUUCAAUAUACUAUUGUCACAUCCAAAUUAUCCUACGCAAAGCAAAGUGCUGGAGACAUCAAACAGUGAUACUACCAGCAAGGAAAUUUCUCAGAAUGAGGGGAUUACACCAAAAACCGAAGGAGGAUUCGAGUAUAAACUUUCCACAGAAAAAACAAAUAAAAUAGAAAAUAAAGACAAGAAGGAUAACCUACAAGAGCAUAUGGUCAACAAAAAAGCUCUAUUUGAAGCAAACAAAUUAGUAGAAGGGGAGCGAGACGAUAAUGAUCUAGAUGUCGCAACUAUUAUUAAGGAAGCACAACAAAAUGUUAUUAACAUUGACAAAGAAAACAAGGCAAUUGAUAAUGGCAUUGUAGAAUUAAAAUCUGUCUCAACCUGGAACUUGAAAGCUAUAAGACAUUCUUUGUUAGGAUUGGUUGACACGUAUCACCAAGGAAAAUUUAUUAGACAGUUUAUCGAAGCUGUUGAAGAGGCUAAUUUGGAUGUUGACACGGAUGCGGUCAUGAAAUGUGCCAAUGCUGGAAAACAGGUUAACUUCUUUGAUAUUAAGGAAUCCCUACCUUUUGAACAACGCGAAAAAUUCGAUAAAGUUUUAGAUGAGAUUUCGGAGGAGAGACAAAUUUUGCUCGAAGGUACCACAAUAGAGGCUGCUAAAGCUAAAUGGGAUCAUGAGUUUGAAAAUCUUAAGGAUAAAUCCAUGCCAUCUUCAGUCGGCUCAUAUCUUCAUAAUUGGAUGGAACAGCUAACACCAUUAAUUGAGAAGGAUGUUGAUGAAUAUGAAAAGGCCAAAAUAUAUUUUGCUGCAUUGAAAGCAAAAAAGAAUGUUGACAGAUUGUCUAACUAUGAUGAAGAAAGGUACAGGGAGAAAAUGAAAUAUGGUCCAUUUAUCAGCUUGAUGAAACCCGAGAAGGUUGCCAUCAUAACGAUUUUAGAAGUCAUGAAGAACUGUGUGACAUCAGAUAUUGCAAGAGGUGUUCCUGUUUCUAAGGUUGUGAUGUCCGUCUCAAAGUCUCUUGAGCUGGAGUACAAAUCUGAGAAGGUUUUGGCAUCUGAUGUGGAUGUUUACAAAAAUUUUAGGGCGAUUAGAAAAACCCCAGAAUUCAAAAGAUUCCUUAGAAGCAAGCAGGCCGAGAAGAUUAUAAGGGCAGCCGAGAGGAAGUCCUUGAGAAAUAAUAGCAUCGAGACUGAAACCUCUCAAUUACUAUGGGAUGCGGACUCUCAUUGCCGAGUUGGAUCUGCAUUAAUCUCCAUGCUAUUACAGAUUGCUAAAGUGGAUGUAGAGGGUGUGGAUCCCAAGACUAGCGAGGUGAAAAAGGCUUUGGCACCGGCAUUUUAUCACACAUAUGAUUUUCAAAAUGGUGGUAAGGUGGGUGUGAUUAAGGUGAACCAAAGAUUUUCCUCUAAACUUGGAAAGGACAGACUUGAUCAAUCCAUUCAAGCUCAAUACUUGCCUAUGAUUGCGAGACCUAGACCUUGGACAACAUAUAAUGACGGUGGUUAUUAUUUGAAACGUUGUCUAGUGCUUCGUUCAAAAAAUGCACCCGAGCAGUUUGCAUAUGCGAAGGCUGCCGCUAUGAGUGGUAAGAUGGACAAAGUUCUUAGUGGUCUGAAUGCUCUGGGGAACACAUCAUGGACAGUCAAUAAAAGAAUUCUUGAGUUGAUGACACAGGUCUGGAAUACUGGCAAGGCAUUUCUUGAGAUUCCAAAAGCGGAAGAAAAACUUAUUUUACCCAAACCUCCGGCGAAAGGUGCAGAACCAAUAGAGAUAUUCAGAUACAGAAGGGACUGCCGAGAUAAGUGUAAUGCAUUUGCCAAGGAUAGGUCUAUGAGAUGCGAUAUGAACUAUAAAUUGGAGAUUGCCAGGGCAUUUCUGGGGGAGAGAAUAUUCUUUCCACAUUCUCUUGAUUUCAGAGGUAGGGCUUAUCCUAUUCCUCCAAACUUCAAUCACCUAGGAAAUGACUUGACUAGAGGAUUAUUGCGUUUUUGGGUAGGGAAGAAGCUUGGAGCAGAUGGAUUAAGAUGGCUCAAGAUACAUUGCUGUAAUUUAAUGGGUAAUGAUAAGAUAUCCUUAGAUGACAGAGUUAAAUACACCGAAGAACAUAUGAAUGAAAUUAUAGACUCGGUGGAGCAUCCAUUUGAUGGAAAGAAGUUUUGGGUGGAAGCUGAUCACCCAUGGCAAUUUCUGGCUACCGCAAUGGAACUUAAAGAUGCCAUGGAAUUACCGGAUCCUACACAAUUUGUUUCACAUCAACCAGUUCAUCAGGAUGGAACAUGUAAUGGCUUACAACACUAUGCGGCUCUUGGUGGUGAUAUAGAAGGAGCAGAGCAUGUGAACUUGGUGCCAAACGAUAAACCUUCGGAUAUUUAUACACGUGUGUCAAAGAUAGUUCAGCAGAUGGUUGAUGAAGAUGCCGAAAAAGGUGUCCCGGAUGCCAGAAGAACUCAGAAUAUCAUUACAAGGAAGUUGGUUAAGCAGACCGUGAUGACCAGUGUGUACGGUGUUACAUAUGUCGGGGCAAGAGCACAGAUUGUCAAGAGACUGAAGGAAAUCGAUUUCGAUGAAGAUCAUCUCUCCGAUUGCUCUGCAUAUUUAACGGAUAAAGUCUUAAAAGCGAUUCGAAAACUCUUUGAUGGCGCUCAUGCUAUUCAGGACUGGCUCGCUCUUGCUGCUAAGAGAAUCAGUAAGAGUAUACGUCUCGAUAUUGAUGUAAACGAUGACACGGAAUAUAUUUCUUCCGUGAUAUGGACGUCACCUCUGGGCCUCCCAGUUGUCCAACCUUAUAGGAAGUUCAAAUCGAGGCAGAUACAUACAAACCUUCAGACAAUGGUCAUCAAUGAUCCAUAUGAAAUCAAAAAAGUUGAUGCAAGGAAGCAGGCUCAGGGAUUUCCUCCAAAUUUUGUUCAUUCAUUAGAUGCUACGCACAUGCUUAUGUCUGUGAACCGCUGUCGUGAGCAUGGAUUAUCUUUUUCAUCCGUUCAUGAUUCUUACUGGACUCACGCAGCAAAUAUAACUCUGAUGAAUAAAAUUUUGAGGGAGGAAUUUGUGAAGCUUCACAAAAACGAUUUGGUUUCGAAACUGAGGAGCGAAUUUAUGAAGAGGUACGGUGAUAAUGUUUUAAUAAUUGAGGUGCCUAAGAAUAGCAAAGUUGCUAAUGCUGUGAAAGCAUACAGAGCGGCGAUGUCGAAAAAGCUUGGAAGAACAAUAUCAUUAAAAGAUGAAAUUAAUAUUGAAAGGGAAAGAAGAAAUUUACUUCACUCAAAAGACCCCAGCCAGGUGAAAUUGGGUCAAGAGCUAAAGAGCCCUCUUGAAAUAUUCAGAGAAACAGAAUAUAACAUGGAUCGAGAUGAAAAAGGCACAUUUCGUAUUUUGGCACCAUUUGAUCUACCACCAGUUCCCCCAAGGGGAUCAUUUGAUGUUUCAAUAGUCAAGCAGAGCCAAUACUUCUUUUCAUGA
Molecule: messenger RNA, 4134 nt
Organism: Brettanomyces bruxellensis
Lineage: Eukaryota; Fungi; Ascomycota; Pichiomycetes; Pichiales; Pichiaceae
Exons: 1
Coding region: 1-4134 (1377 amino acids)
Biological process (GO): mitochondrial transcription
Cellular component (GO): mitochondrial DNA-directed RNA polymerase complex
Molecular function (GO): DNA-directed RNA polymerase activity; mitochondrial promoter sequence-specific DNA binding
Source: RefSeq, a predicted model, not a curated record